Molecule: messenger RNA, 1322 nt
Organism: Neurospora tetrasperma FGSC 2508
Lineage: Eukaryota; Fungi; Ascomycota; Sordariomycetes; Sordariales; Sordariaceae
Exons: 2
Coding region: 1-1029 (342 amino acids)
Biological process (GO): glycine import into mitochondrion
Cellular component (GO): mitochondrion; mitochondrial inner membrane
Molecular function (GO): glycine transmembrane transporter activity
Source: RefSeq, a predicted model, not a curated record
AUGUCCGAUGGUUCCCGUAAAUCGGGCACAAAGUCCACCUUCCACUUCGUAGCUGGUCUCGGCUCCGGCGUCCUCUCCGCCAUACUUCUCCAACCCAUCGACCUCCUCAAGACCCGCGUCCAGCAAUCCGGCAAACACUCCCUCCGCGCCGCCCUCGCCGAGCUCCGCUCCUCCCAACAAGGCCUCCUCCCCUCCCUCUGGCGCGGUACCCUCCCGUCAGCUCUGCGCACCGGCUUCGGCUCCGCCAUCUACUUCACGACCCUCAACACCAUCCGCGAAAAUGCCGCGCGCCACCUGCCCUCCCUCGCAGCGGCCGCGCCCACCAUAGCCGCCGCAUCCGGCAUCGUCACCCCCAACGCAAACCAGACAUCCUCCUCCCUCCCUAAGCUCUCCAACACAGGCAACCUGCUCGCGGGCGCCGUCGCCCGCUCCUUUGCCGGCUUCAUCCUCAUGCCGCUCACCGUCCUCAAGGUCCGGUACGAAAGCAGCUUCUACAAGUACACCUCUUUAGCCGGCGCGGCGCGGGAUAUCGCGCGAACGGAAGGGGCGCGCGGCUUUUUUGCUGGGUUCGGCGCAACCGCCAUUCGCGAUGCGCCGUACGCGGGACUGUAUGUGUUGUUCUACGAAAAGUCCAAACAACAUCUCAGCAAUCUUUUCCCGCAGCCACCACAACUAUCCACCACCCUUGAGGCAGCGGGACAAGACGGAGGACGCAUGAGCCAAUCCCGCGCCGCCUCGAUCAACUUUGCCUCGGGCGUCUUUUCCGCAAUCAUCUGCUCGAUUAUUUCGAACCCGUUUGAUGCGGUCAAGACGAGGAUCCAGCUGCAGCCCAAGAAGUACCGAAAUAUGGUGCAGGCUUCGAGAAAGAUGUUGGCUGAGGAAGGGGUGAGGAGCAUGAUGGAUGGACUGGCGCUCAGGAUGAGCAGGAAGGCGAUGAGCUCGGCCUUGGCGUGGACGGUUUAUGAGGAGCUGAUUAGACGGGCGGAGGGGGCGUGGACGAAGAGGGGGCCGGAGGAGGUUCAGCUGUAAGUUGAAGGGGAAAGUUGGAAGGGUGUUCGUUACGUUGGUACACUGGAAGAUCGAGGGGGCAGAAAGUAAGCCUGGAAGGGAAAAUCAAAAGCCAAUUAUGGCUACGGGAAGGGAAGAUCAUGAAAUGACGCUCAUGGUCAAACAGGAAAAAGGACAAAAAGGUACUGCAGGCGGUAGGUAUGGGUACGGAUUUGGGUUAUUCAUCACGGACGGUGUUUUUGUGGUUAUUGGGGUUUGUACCACCAUUAUAGAUAUCCCUCUGCUCAGCGAUUAACGACAUGUACAAUUAGCGA